ACUGAAUCGAUUCAGAGGAGCAAGUGAUUAAUUUAUCGAGCCAUCAUUUUCAUGCUAUAGUAAAGCAACUGUUAAUUCUUUUAUUCAAUAUUAACUUGCUUGCUUGGACGGCAAUUGGUCCGAUCCUUUUAGUUUUAAUCUAAAUGCUUUGUCUUGCAGGCCCUGUUUGAUUUGGGCCCUAGUACAUGUAGCACAAAUUUUGAUCAAUAAUUAGGGCUAUUAAAUAAAGUCAGUUUGCAAAACUAACUCCACAACCCCUGCUACUUUGCGAGACGAAUCUAAUGAGGCAUUCGACCGCACGAUUAGAGAAUGAUUACUGUAGUAUUACUGUAGACAAUCAUCAAUUAAUUACCGUUAUUAGAUUCGUCGCGAAAAGUUACACCCAUCCGUGAAAAUGUUUUGCAAAUAAACUUCGUUUAGUACUUCAUGCAUGCAAAACAAAAUUCGUGCUAGGAAUAGCACAAAGAAACCAAACGGGACAUAUGAUUUGACUGCAACUAUUAAUUGACCACAACUUUUGAUCAUCUUAAAUCCUUAGGAUUGAAUUAUAUCUUCAUGUCUUGGUUGAUUAAAUCUUGCAGCCUUGGUUAAGUGAACCUUUUGUGAUAGUGUUGCUUGAGCAGAUUGCCUUGAGUUUGCUUCCGCUUAGUCUCGAGCUUUCGGCGUUUUUUGCUUAAUCUUUGCUUCCGCUAUGUUGUGCCUUGCUCAAGUAAAUUGCGUUUUGCUUGCUUUCGCUUGAUCCCUAUCCUCUAGGUACAGCGUUUGCAUCAAUAGAGAACUUUUUCCUCUGUAUGAAUCGAUAUUAUUCCAAUUUCGUCCCGAAACUUCCCAAGAAAAAUCUCGAAUUGGAUCCAAAAUUGACGGGUUAAUGUGAGCUUAUCCAUGUGGUUAGGCACUUUUCAAAUAGGAAUCCAUUUUCUAACUGGCUUUCGUGCUUUGGUGAGUCGUCCGAGAUCCUUUCGAUGACCUAUGUUGUCUUGAAGGGAUAUCUAUAUGAUCCGAUCGAUUGCAUAAGACCCGCAGUAGCAAUAGAACGGGGAAAGUAUACAGAAAAGACAGUUCUUUUUAAUUUCGAUUAUCUAUAUAUUAGUUCGUUUCUAUUUCUAGAUAUCUAUUUCUAUAUAUUAAUAUUAGUUAGUAGUACUAUUCUAUUAGUUAGCGAUCCCGGCUCUGUGAGUUCUUUCUUCCGUGAUAAACUGUCGGCACCAGUUCUACAUUUUUUCUCUGUGGACCGAGGAGAAAGGGGGCUCCGCAGGAAGAGGAUUGUACCAUGAGAGAAGCACAGAGGUCAACCUGCUUCAAAUAUGGAACAUGGAUUCUGGCAAUGCAACGGAGUUGGGUCCUCAUAUCGAUCCGAAUGAAUCAGUCUUUCUGCAGAGGUCAAUCUUUGCCUAUUAGGCAAGAGGAUAGCAAGUUCAAAAUUCUGUCUCGGUAGGACAUGGAUUUCUAUUACUAUGAAAUUCAUAAAUGAAAAUGAUGUAGUUAAUGGGAGGGCUACCAUUAUCCUUUUUCUUGUAUGUGUUCCUAAGAGAAGGAAUUUGUCCAUUUCAUGUUUCGAGGUCUCAAAAAAAGGGCGUGGAAACAGAUAGAAAUUCUUGAAUGGAAAUUGAAAAGAAAUGUAGCCCCAGUUCCUUCGGAAAUGGUAAGAUCUUUGGCGCAAGAAGAAGGGGCGACCCAUAUCAUCUUGACUUGGUUCUGCUUCCCCUCUUUUUUAAGAAUACCGGGUCGGGCGUCAAGUUUUGCCUAAUCGUUCCUAAGAUGAGCAUGUCACCAGUUGACUCGUGUCAUCUUGGCGAUUAGAAGAGAGGUGUUUUGGUAGUGGAUUGGAGUUAGCCUUUUCGGAGAGAUUUUUAUUGGCUCUCAUUCACCCCCUCUGGUCGCUCGUCCCGAUCCCACACUUUGUUUAUCACACAAGAGACUCACGGGCAACUGAGAUUAGAGGGGAAUAUUAUAUGCAAGAGCCUUUUUUCCCCUCCAGUUAUGCAUCUUGCGUCCUUCCGUAGAAAUCAGUGCCACUUGGAGUUCUUGUUUUUCUAUUUUGUGGAUUCUUGGCUAAGUACCUUCCUUUUGAGGGCCUCGAAAUUUCAGUUACUGUUUGACAUUUAGUCCACUGUGACAAAAGUGAUAUUGUACCAAUUUACUACCUGAUUUUCCAGGCAGUAAAUUUUGGCUUUGCUUGCGAAUCCCUUGUAGGUAACUUUGGCGAGGUUGGUUGAGUUUGUCUCAUUGAGUUUUGGGGCUAUCUUUUGUUUCACAGCAACCUGGCAGAAACUUCGUCCCUACUCCAUCCUUACAGAAUGAUUCCUUUGUCUCAAGAAUCUGCAACUGAGAAAGGCAUUGGGGAACACGAACAAGAGAUUGCAAGCUAUUUAUGCAAAGGAAGCGCAUGAGGAGAUUACAUCUAACCACUGCAAGGAUGUUGCACAUAAAUCCAUUGAAGAAAACAAAGGCCAUCUGAUCUGAUGCAUGAGACAGGUCAGAUCAGAUGGCCUUUGUUUCCCGACCUGCCACGGAGAAGGUGUACCUGGCAGUGGGGAAUGACGAGAAGCAGUGCGAGUUUUUCCUGCUAUGGGCUAAAAACUUCAUUCCACCCCAGAAACCAUUAGUCGUUCUCCACAUCUACAGGCCAGCCACAACAAUCCUACAUGUGGGACUGGGAGCUCCAAUGGUUGCAAGUAUGUUAAGGGAAGAUCUUGUUCGCGAUUAUCGGAAAGAUGAGAGGGACAAUAUUAAGAUCUCCUUGAAGAAGUGCUUGCAAAACUGUAAGGUCCAAGCAAAGAUGCUGAUUAUUGACAAACAUGAUGUUGCUCUUGCAAUUUUGGAGCUCAUCAACAAGCAUAAGAUUACCACACUCAUCAUGGGAGCCAAAAACAGACAUGACGGGAAGAGCAAGACAGCAAUCAUUUUGGAAAAACAAGCUAAUCCUUCAUGCAACAUUCUGUAUCUCCAUGAAGGGAGUCUCAUUUCAAGCAGGCAUCAGCGUGUUGAUGUCUGCACAGCCAGAAAAAAUGAGAUGUCUUCUUUGGGAGGCUUCCACUUUUCAGGCAGCAGCAACACCACCACCAGUAAAUCCUCUUCAUUCUUCAACUCUCGUAGCACAGCCAACACCUUUGAUGCAGAACAGUUGGAUGAUCCUUCUCUUGAUAUCAAUCCUACACACAUAUUCAGUGACAACAGGUUCGACGCCAUAAUUGGUCUCAAGUCACUUGGCACUUUCAAGGAGCUAGUUAGCUGGCGAAUUUCUGCGGAGAACUCAAGAGAUUUGUACCACGAAUUUCAUUCCAAAUACUGUGACAUCUUAGCCAGGUGUGAUUUCAUUGGUGGCUUUGGCUCUGUUCUUGGUUUAGACUGCCAAAAUUUGGGGAAAGCACACUGGAAGUACAUGAGGAGCUGGCCUGCAGUGUUGGAUUAUAUUGUCAGUAUUAUCAACACAUUGCACAUGCAACUCAAGCAGAAGCAUCUUUCAUGUGAUGGAUUUAUACAUGAAGAUCUUUUAGAAGCAGCAAGAAAACCUUUGACUCGUCUGUUCACUGUUGCUUCAGCUAUCUGUGCCCAUGAGAUCAGGGAGCCACCCGAGAAGCUCUUCUGCAUAUUGAACAUUUACACAUCACUCGCGGAUGUCAUCCCCACUCUCAGGAAUGUGUUCCAUACAGAGUCUAUCAGUAGAGAUGCUGAGGGCCUUCUUGCUAAACUGAAUGACUCUGCGAGGGAAAUAGUUAAAGAGGCUAAAAUAUUGAUUCAAACUUAUAGCUCACAAACAGCAGUGCAGGAUGGAGGAGGUAUCAUGGCACUCACUGGGUAUCUCAUGAGGUACAUCAAGUUGCUAGUAAAGCAUAGGAGUUCACUUGAUACCAUUCUAGGACAUGGUCACAGUGAUGAUCUGUUGACAUUUGAGGGAAUGAACUCAACAUGUCGAUUAGUAUCUGGGCUUAUUGCUGACUUGGAUAUAGUGCUUGAGAAACAUUCCAAGUUACUGUCUUCUAAAGAACUCCAGUGCUUGUUUUUGAUGAACAACACAUUUCAUACUACAGGAAAUCAAGCAAUCAGAUGUACGGUUAAUUGUAGGAUCCAGGUGGAUUGGAAAACGCCAGUACUGUAUCAAGGAAUACAUGAAGGGUUACCUAACUGCAGCAUGGGGACCAGUUACGAAUUUGUUGACUGUAAAAAGCUUAUCACCUAUUUGCAGACCUUUGUAUUUUCAGUUGGGAUGGUCUACAUGUUGAUAUUUUCAGGCAUAGAACCGAAGGCAGCAAGCGUGGAGGAUAAAGACAUGAGAGCUAAAACAACAAUAACAAUAUUUUCCUUCUUCCAGUUUGGAGAUAUGGUAGCGGAUAUGGAGCGCCGGACGAUGCAGCUGCUGCAGGCAGUUUUAGCACCAGAAGCAAGUGGGGAAGAAGAGAAGGUACACCUGGUGUUGUCCAUGGAGGAUGGUCACAAACUGCAACAGGCUUUGCAACUUGUUCGACCGCAGAGAAAAGUAGUCCUUGUCCAUAUCCACCGGCCGGCAAUGAUGAUCCCAAUCCCAACCAUGGGUGGUACCGUACAUGCAAGCAUAUUGAAAGAUAAUAUUGUCAAGGGCUAUAGGGAUGAACAGAGGGAUCAGGCUCUCCAAGCCUUAGAGGGGUACAAGGAAAUCUGUACUAGAGCAGAGAUUCAAGCAGAGACGCUGAUGACCGAGAACGACAAUGUGUCAGCUGGGCUUCUGGAACUCAUUGCGGAACAUAAGAUCACCACACUGAUCAUCGUUGGUAUUGGCAAAAGUUGGGUAAAUAGAUCGAAGAGAAACUUAGCAGCAGCUUUGAAGAAAGGAGCUGACCCGUCCUGCAAUAUCUUGUUUAUGCAUAAAGGCACGCUCAUCUCUGUUAGUCAACAUGAUGGCAGUGUCUUUGCUUUUGAGACAAAAGGGACACCUUUUUCCAUAAGCAGUCGCCGCCUCUCCCUCUCUUGCAGCAGCAACAGCAGCCCGUCUCCUUUCAUGUGGAGCACACCAUCUUCUCCCUCCAUUUUAUGUGAUUCCUGGAGCACACCCGAUAGUUUGGACCCUUCACAACUGGAUGACCCCUCUCUUGAGAUCGCUGGCUCCAUAGUUGGUGAUAGCAGGCUCACUGCUAUUCUUGGUGAAUCAAUUGAUACUUUCAGGGAGCUAACUGGCUACCUGAAUUUGGUCAGAGAUUCACAUGAAAUGCACCAGGCGUUUCAAUCCAAAUACUCUGAGAUAGUGAGUAGGUGCCAGUUUAUUGGCGGCAUAGAUUCGGUGCUCGGAGCAGACCCCGAGAAUUGCGGGGAGGAAUACUGGAAGACCAUCAAGGCCUGGCCUGCAGCAUUUGAGCAUAUUGUUAGCGUUCUCAACAUAGUGCUGCAACUCGUUAAGCAGAACUGCUUCAAAUACAAUGGGCUCACACCCGACAAGAUUUUUAUAAUUGCAGAGAAACUUAUAGAUCGAUUUCUCGAAGUUGCGUCAGCUGUUGCUAAGGUGAGGAAGUCACCAGAGAAGCUAUUCUGUACAUUAUACAUGUGCAGAGCAAUUGUUGAUUCAACUCCCUCUCUCAAGAAAGUUUUCCCUUCAGAUGUUCUCAGUAGAAUCGACAGCGUCCACACGGUACUGAAUGAUUCUGCCAGGGGAAUACUUCGGGAGUUUAAAGAGUUGAUCCAGAACUACAGCUCACAGAAGGUAGCACAGGACGGAAGCAUCUUGCUGAUAACCGGGUACGUCAUGAGAUACAUCAGAAUGCUGAUAAAUCAUGCUGGCUCACUUGAUACCAUUUUGGACUAUCGUCAGAACAGCGAUCUGUUUUUCUCAAAGGGGAACACCGGUCUGCUGUUGUUUGAGGGAAUAAGCUUGACAGGUCGUCUGGUAUGUGGGCUUGUUGGUGACCUGAAUAAAGUUAUUGAACAAAGGUCUAGAUUAUAUGCUUCUGAGGGACUCCGGUGUUUGUUCUUGAUGAACAAUGCUAACUUCAUAAUCCAGGAGAUGGAGCAUUCGGAUAUAAAGCUGAUCGUCGGAUCUGAGUGGCUUAAGCAGCGCAGGGAUGACUUUGAUAUGCACAUGAGGGAUUACAUGUCCUCGACAUGGGAACAGGUCACGUCUUAUCUGACGGCUGCAGCAAGCCCCCCUCAUAAAUUACUUCGGCCCGGGCUCCUCAGUAUCUUCCACACAAACGCACGCCGCUUGCAGAGUUUCGAUUCUGCUUUCAAGGAAACCUGCAACUCUCAGAUGAACUGGAAGGUGCCGUGCCCAGUUCUUCGGUCCAAGCUCCGUGAUAACAUCUCGGAGCAUGUUACUCAAGCCUACACGGCGUAUUUGGAAACGCUGAAACAGUCUUCGGCGGGUGUUGGAAGGGAUUUUAAGAGCAAAGUUAGUGAACUCUUUGAAGGGUGAGCAGAUAUCGCAUUCUUGGUUUCAACAAGACCAGAAGAUGAAGAAUCCAAGCCCUAGUCCUUUCGUCCCUUCCCUACCAUUUUUUCCUAUGAUGAUAAUUCAGAGUAAAGUGUGCUUCAGACUUGAGUGGUGUAACUGUGUGCGUCCCCCCUCUGUAGCUGAUUGUAGUGGAAGAAUGUUCAAAGUAUGACCAAAAUCCCGACCGUCCCUUUUAA
Messenger RNA from Panicum virgatum (switchgrass), 6594 nucleotides. RefSeq lists its product as uncharacterized. The transcript has 11 exons. NCBI's taxonomy places the organism in Eukaryota, Viridiplantae, Streptophyta, Magnoliopsida, Poales, Poaceae. Gene Ontology annotation, cellular component: exocyst. The coding region runs from base 2486 to 6379 and encodes 1297 amino acids. The record is from RefSeq and is a predicted model, not a curated record. Gene Ontology annotation, molecular function: phosphatidylinositol-4,5-bisphosphate binding. Gene Ontology annotation, biological process: exocytosis.